Molecule: messenger RNA, 1885 nt
Organism: Tripterygium wilfordii
Lineage: Eukaryota; Viridiplantae; Streptophyta; Magnoliopsida; Celastrales; Celastraceae
Product: probable protein phosphatase 2C 60
Exons: 12
Coding region: 361-1548 (395 amino acids)
Biological process (GO): protein dephosphorylation
Molecular function (GO): protein serine/threonine phosphatase activity; cation binding
Source: RefSeq, a predicted model, not a curated record
GAGGGAGGAGGAAGGUAAAAGCCGUCGAAGAGUCACCAUCGUCAUCUCCUCUCUUAAUUCCCUGUUUCACCAGUUCUUUCAAAAGUCCUCUCUUUUUUCCAUUCUCUAUUAUCUGACUCUCUCUUUCGUGAUCUUAUCGCUUCACUUUAUUAUUCUCUAUAUUUGCUGCGCUCUCUUAAUUCUCUUGUUGAAGUCAGCAAUGUUAUGAUGCCUUGAAAAUUAUUCUUGUCAUGGUUUUUCUUAGUUUUGGAAAGGAACAAAAAAAAAAAAAAAGAACUAUAUCUUUUUGAUCUUUUCCCUGGGUUUUGAAUAAUUGAUAUUUGAAAUAUCUACGGAGACCCAUAUCCGGCAAUUUUAUAGAUGGGCAUAUAUCUGAGCUCCCCAAAAACUGAGAAAUCCUCAGAAGAUGGUGAGAAUGAAAAGCUACGAUAUGGUUUAUCAUCCAUGCAAGGAUGGCGUGCAACCAUGGAAGAUGCUCAUGCUGCACUUCCUGAUCUGGAUGGUUCCACUUCAUUCUUUGGUGUUUAUGAUGGCCAUGGAGGGAAGGUAGUAGCAAAAUUCUGUGCAAAGUACCUUCAUCAGCAGGUUCUCAAGAAUGAAGUAUAUUCGGCUGGAGAUAUAGAGACAUCUGUUGAGAAAUCAUUUUUCAGAAUGGAUGAGAUGAUGCGUGGGCAAAGAGGAUGGCGGGAAUUGGCUGUUUUGGGAGAUAAAAUUAACAAGUUUACGGGCAUGAUAGAAGGGCUAAUAUGGUCUCCUAGGAGUGCUGAUGGAAAUGACCAACGUGAUGACUGGGGUUUUGAAGAGGGUCCUCACUCCGAUUUUUCUGGACCAACCUCUGGGAGCACUGCCUGUGUCGCAAUUAUUAGAAAUAACCAACUUGUUGUUGCAAAUGCCGGUGAUUCUCGUUGUGUGAUAUCUCGAAAGGGUCAGACGUUGAAAAUAGACGGAAGAGUACUUGUACACCAUGUCAAUGUGAAGAGACACUCAAUUUUGUGCAUUGAUGUGUCUAAUUUCCUUCAUGCAUACAAUCUAUCUAGGGAUCAUAAACCCGAUCUUGAGGCUGAGAAGGAAAGAAUUUUAAAAGCUGGUGGCUUCAUACAUGCAGGACGAGUAAAUGGAAGUUUAAAUCUCGCAAGAGCAAUAGGUGACAUGGAGUUCAAGCAGAAUAAAUUUUUGCCUGUUGAAAAGCAAAUUGUAACUGCGUAUCCUGAUGUAAACACGGUUGAUCUUUGUGACGAUGACAAUUUCAUUGUGCUAGCAUGUGAUGGAAUCUGGGACUGCAUGUCAAGCCAACAACUAGUGGAUUUUAUUCAUGAACAGCUAAAGACGGAAAGCAAGCUCUCUGUUGUAUGUGAGAGAGUACUCGACAGGUGUUUGGCACCAUCAACUGCCAGUGGCGAGGGGUGUGACAACAUGACCAUGAUCUUGGUGCAAUUUAAGAAACCCUUGGGUACAACUAGUAAUGCAUCUGCGGACGAGCAAUCGUCAGAAUCUAAGCCAGCUGAUGCUCCUGAAGGAAGUGAAUCAACAGCUUCUACACACAAUUGAGUUGCCUUCUGAUAACAAAAAUCACAAAGGCGCUAGUUCCGCCACCCGCUUUGCCUUGAUAAUCCAGGUUCAGAGACGUAUAUGUAGAUGUUUUAACACGAGUUUUUUUUUUUGUGCUGCCGGGCAUGUUUUAGGUAUGAUUACCAAGUUAAUAUGAUAAAAAGAUGUACAGUGUGUUUGUUUGGACAUCACCCUACCAUGGCAAGCUUCCUUGUUGGUAUGGGCAUUUGGAGACAGAAUGCUUGUGCACUUUUGGUUACAAAAUGGUCUCAGUUUUAUGGUCUGCCAUGUAUUUUUUUUUAUAAUGGGAAGGAUAAUAUUUCUUAGUUUUUGUUGA